Molecule: messenger RNA, 224 nt
Organism: Effrenium voratum
Lineage: Eukaryota; Dinophyceae; Suessiales; Symbiodiniaceae
Source: the annotation of a GenBank genome assembly
AUGCCGAAGCGAACAAAAGUUGAGGAGGUGAAGCGAGAGGAUGAGGCGAAGGCUUAUCCGGAGUGGGUGGAUCUGGGGAUGAGCGAGCUGAAGGCGGUGGUGGAGAUGCCCUGGGAGGUGGUGAACGACGGCCUGGACGACGCUGCUGAGCCGGUGGCGCCCGACAAAUCGGCCGAGAAGAUCCACGACUCCGUGGCGGCGGUGUGGCGGGAGUGGUGGCGCCA